AUGAUGAACGAAGAAUCUUCGUCACCGGCUAGCAGUAAUGUGGUAGCACAAUUCUUUAAGAGACUAGGACAGCUUUAUCAACUUCAACUGGAUAAAUGGACACCGCAUACGAAGGUGCGGUGGGCAGCCGCCCUCGGUUUGAUAGGUCUAUUUCUCCUGCGGGUAUUCACCAAACAAGGCUGGUACAUUGUAACGUACGCGCUCGGCAUUUAUCAUCUAAACCUAUUCAUCGCUUUCCUGACGCCGAAAAUCGAUCCGGCAUUCGAUUUGGACGAUGAUCAAGGUCCAGAGCUGCCGACGAAGGCAAACGAAGAGUUCCGGCCAUUUAUACGGCGGUUACCGGAAUUUAAGUUCUGGUACGCCAUCAGCAAAAGUACAGUGAUUGGUAUCGUCUGUACCUUUUUCGAUAUGUUCAACGUGCCGGUCUUUUGGCCAAUAUUGGUGCUUUACUUCAUCACACUUUUCUGCAUUACGAUGAAGCGACAAAUAAAGCAUAUGAUCAAAUAUCGAUACCUGCCGUUCACCCAUAGUAAGCCUCGCUAUCAGCCUGUAGCGACGGAAAAGUGA
Anopheles marshallii is the source of this 567-nucleotide messenger RNA. Its product is annotated as protein RER1. Bases 1 to 567 code for a protein of 188 amino acids. The transcript has 4 exons. Gene Ontology annotation, cellular component: Golgi membrane. The record is from RefSeq and is a predicted model, not a curated record. Lineage: Eukaryota; Metazoa; Arthropoda; Insecta; Diptera; Culicidae. Gene Ontology annotation, biological process: protein retention in ER lumen; retrograde vesicle-mediated transport, Golgi to endoplasmic reticulum.